CCAUUUACCCCCUCAAUUCACCGAUGUAAAUUCCGAUUCGCAUACCUAGAAUCGAGUUGUGCUCUCUUUACGACGUCGGCGAAGUGAUUAUCAAUUCGCACACAACUUACGCAAAUUUCGUAGGUUAUGUGGUACGGCUCAUCCACCCACAAUAAAUUGAAAUUGCCACCGAGUCAAACGUUCGGUAUUUUGAUUUUUCAUGUCAGAUUACUUUUGGCUGUCAUCUGAAUUCGAAGACCCUCUGAGUCGUUCCGAAUAACCUUGUUAGUAAUUAACGCGUUUGUUGAUUUCCCAAAGAAAUCACAUUCUGUGAAUUUCGUCUGUGUCUCAUGACCCAUUGAGCAGUCAAGUAGACACGGACUUACGCAACAUCAUUGACAAGCUGGCUCAGUUUGUCGCACGUAACGGGCCUGAGUUUGAGCAGAUGACGAAAAACAAGCAGAAGGACAACCCCAAAUUUGGGUUCCUGUUCGGCGGGGAGCACUUUAACUACUAUCAAUAUAAAGUGACAACGGAGCAAGCCAUUUUAAAGCAAAAAGGAAUAAAUCCAAUGCAAAAUGCCGACCCACGUUUAAACGUUUCGCAGCAGCAGCAAACAGCCGCGACCGUCGCUCCAUCACAAAAUAACGUCAGUCUUGCAUCUAACCUGAACGCUCAAAACAACGGUUUAAGCCAAGUAGUUGGGAAUCCAGGAUCCGGUAUGCCUGGAAUAACUGGAGUGCCUGGAGUUUCCGGAGUUCCAGGGCCUAUCGGGGGGUCUGGAAAUGUUGGACCUCCUGUAGGAGCUGUUCCUGGACCAAUAAGGAACGUAAUAUCGCCAAUUGGAGGAGUUAAUUCUGGAGUUAACAUCGGCGGCCCUCCAGCGUGGUUACAAAAUGAACUUGCCCAGCUCCAAACUCAACAAACUACUCUUCGAGAACAAGUUAGGCAAUCUGAACAGAAUCUUGCUGCCCAACAUGCAGCGUUGAUGGCCCAACAACAAGGCAGAGUCGAGGAUGCUGUGAGGCAAGCUCAAGAAACUUCAUUGCUAAAUAACGCUCAAUUGACUAAUACGGAUCUUGCUGCGUUCGAUUCCGUUUUACAACCAAUCAUCGAGAGUUGUACAAAAGAUAGCAUCAGUGCUGGAAAGGCUUGGAUUUUGCAGAAUUCCAUCACAGCACAAAGCAAUCAAGUUGUUGCUGAACAUUUACUGAAGAAAGUAAUUCAAGGAGCAGCUUUUAGUCAAAAGUUGCAUGUAAUCUACUUGGUAAACGACGUUCUCCACCAUUGUGAAAAAAAAUUUCAUAGUGCCAGGAAAAAAUCGACCGACCUUAGAAAAGCAAUGGAAAGUGUCGUCGUCCCCAUGUUCUGCAAUACUUCGUUGGCUGCUACUGACGAGCAACUCAAUAAAUUAAAUAAACUUUUGAGUCUCUGGGAAUCUAAAAACAAUUAUUUUGAUGAGGGAAUAAUCGAGAAACUCAAGCAACCAAGUACAUCUUGGUCAGAGUAUCAGGCCAACCUUGUAUCUAAACACGCAAGUGCCAUCACACCAAUUACUACUUCGACCAAGCAAACGUUUGAAAAUUAUCAAGCUCAGCAUCAGGCGUUUGUCAAUCAUGCUAUGCGACAAAUCCAAACCAUCGAACAGCAAAAAAUUGCCAUUGACCAACAACUCAAAGCUCCUCCUGCACCACCACCGCAAUUGGCUCAACCGAAUUUGACUAUCCCUCCAACUCACAGUGGACCCCCGCCACAAAUACCUAGUGGUGAUAUGAACUUCAGCCAACCCCCACCAGGUUGGGGAGUUCCAGCAGCUACUGAACCACCUCCUUUUACUAAUGUUCCUUUACCGGACUUUUCAAAGCCACCACCCGGCUUUGGUCCCCCGCCCAUCAUUCACGAACCAUCUAUGGAAGACUUGAUGCCUAGUAUGCCGUAUUUUGAAUUACCGGCUGGCCUAAUGGUGCCUCUUAUCAAAUUAGAAGAUGGUGAAUACAAGCCACUAGAUCCAGAUGCGAUCAGGCUACCACCUCCUGCCCCACCUAGUGAUAGACUUGUCGCUGCAGUCGAAGCGUUCUACGCUCCACCAAAUCAUGAUUCUCCGAGAGAUAGUGACGGCUGGGAAAAACUUGGAUUGUAUGAAUAUUACAAAGCAAAGAACGCAGCUCGCAAACGUAAGGAAGAAGACAUACUAAGCGGAAUAAGGCAAAGAUCACGAUCGCCGUCCCCCAUUUCAAGACCACGAUCCAAGAGUCCUAGCCCUCCGAAAAAAAGAUAUAGAAGUAAAUCUCGCAGUAGAUCACGAUCCCGAUCAAAAGGCAGAAGCAGAUCGAGGUCACCAACCAGUAACCAUAGGCGCAACUCUCGUAAUAGUAAUAAUCAUAACAGUAGAAGUAGGAGAAACAGAAGAAACAGUAACAAAGAUAGAAGUCCGGACAGCAGGCGAGGUGAUAGAUCGGAUCGAAGUUUGACGCCGCCCAGCUUUUUGGGAUCGACGUAUAGUAAAGCCCAGCAAGAAAUAAGCUUAGAUGAAAGCAAUAAGGGCCACCAGUUGUUGAAAAAAAUGGGCUGGGGUGGUGCAGGUUUGGGUGCGAACGAACAAGGUAUCGAAGCGCCAAUAUCAGGGGGAGAAAUUCGAGACAAAAAUGACCAGUACAAAGGUGUUGGGAUUAAUUUGAAUGACCCAUAUGAGAAUUUCAGAAAAAGUAAGGGUCAGGCUUUUAUAACACGAAUGAAAGCGAGGGCGGAAGAAAGAGCGGAAGAAAGAGCAGAACGAGAUUGAAUUAUUUUAUAAAUAAAUCCGAUAUUUUACGUCUGAAAUUGAUAUUGACAUUAUUUCAAUUGAUUUAAUGAAUUAUUGUAAAUUAAUUAUUGUAAGUCCAAGGUGUGGUAGUGUUGAUAUGCAUACAUUUGUAUGUAUUUGUGUUUAUCACACAUUGACAUACGUGUAUACAGUGUGUGGCUGAUCGGUGACUGCCAUUUCGAGGAUUAAGCAAACAUAACUUUUUUACUCUAGGUCAUAGGACAUUUUUGUAAAAUAUACGGUUACAUAAUUAUUACAUGCCAUUGGGCACGGAAACGCCAUCAAAAUAGAAGCGAUAAAGAAUCUAAUUUUGCCUCGAUUGUUAAAGUGAAACGAAAGCCUAGCUAUAAUCUAAUUCCACAUGGUUUUAUUGUUAGUCGUUAGAGAGUCCCUCGACUCAUGAAUGAUAUUAGCCAUUUGCAUCGUGUUUCCAUAACUCAAAUACGUUAUCUGUAUGAAAUCAUAACGUAAUUGUUGUAUAGGAAUACAAGAAUACUAAAGUCGACCAUCGUGUCCACAAGAUUUAUUGAAGGAUUAUGAUGACUUGAGUCAAACAUCCAUGUGAUUAAAAAUUUUGAAUAAUUAUAAGUUUACAUUCUCGCAUGCCCACCUCCGAGAUCUCGUCAGUCCUAAUCCGUUUAUUCUCAUGAAUGAAGUUCAUUCUUUGGAUAUAGGAACGUUUAUAUCUAUAAACGAUUGUCACCAAAAUUUUAUAAAUCAAAGUAAGUUUAUUCUUGAAGUGUGACAUUACUAUUGAAAAAUUUCACGUACUUUCCAUCGGAAUUGCCACUGAAGUUUUUUUUUUUUUUUUUUUUUUGUACAUCAGACGUGUCACUUGCGAAAAACCUUUUUUCAAUGAAACCAGAUAAUCAUUGCAACAAAGGAUUAAAGAAAUUCAAUUCAAAAGCUCUUACAUCUAUAUCAAUCAUUAUUUAUAACGGAUAUUUCGCAUUAGUCAUUAUUGAUUUCAUAUGUUUAUUUCGUUCUAAGUAUAGAAGUUAUCAUCACGUUACAAUUAUGGUUGUUAUAAAUGUAACGUAUCCAUACAUCACCGCAUUUGACCUAACCAGAACAAGAAAGUCCUGUUUCAAGCAUACAAAUUUCAGUAAUUGUAUUUAUAGAAUUUAAUAAAACCUUCUGUUGGAUAUAAUUAAAUAGCUCAAUCAAAAAUAAAUUACUGUACGUUUGGUAUUUCACUUUGUGUUAUUAAUGAAUAAUUGUAGAAAAAAAAAGCAAAGAAAAAGGUAUUUCUUGUAUUUCAAUACUUCAGUUACAUAACAAACUCUGUUUUUCUCGUUCUAAUAAUGAGUAAUUCGAAAACUUUGCCCGAUAUACAUGAACUUUAUCAAACUACGUAUCUAAUUGCCUGAAAAAUAUACAUAAAAAUUACGCGUACGUUAUCGAUCCGCACUCGUUUCGUGACUGGCAUGUAAAAACAUUGCUUAUCAUGGUUCACGUGUUUCUGUUUCGAGAAAGCGUUGAUACAUCAGUUAUUAACUGGCUAUGAACGAGCUACGAGGACAUUUAAUCUUGGAUGCCCUUUUGAACCCCCCCAGUGAGAACUGAUAGCCAAACCGAUUAUAUCCAAUGCUGAACCGGUUUUAGAGAUAUCUCGGGUACGUAAACAAACCUCGUGAUCAAUACGUAGUCAGAUCUUUUGCGGUAUAUAAUACCUAAUCAAGAGACUUUGUAGAACAAGCCGUUAUUGCUUACACCGGGAUAUUUCACUACGAUAAUUCGCGCUCGUUAAUUUUUGGACAUGAAUUCUCGUUGGAUUUCAACAAACUUGGCCAAAUUUUAUUUCACUUUUGGUAAAAUCCAGUCAGCAGAACACCGAUUAUUUCUCAUGGAAUAUUUUGUGAAUACGCACGUAUUCGCUUAUCAUUUAUAAUGCCGAAAGCCUCUCUGGCGCCUUACUGUGAUUGUGAGAUAAUCGCGGACUUUUUGUUCGUUAUUAUUUGUUUUGUUUUAGAUUACGAUAAGGAAAAUGUGUGCGAUUGACAUUAGGAAAUUCGUAAUUUCAAUAACAAACCAAAACGAAAAAAUAGGAUGAAUAAAUUAUAUGAACGCCAAAUUAUUCCCGGCAAAUUCUGUUCGCGUUUGGUCUUGUAUUUAUUCCCGAAAUUGUCUGGCAAGAGCUUCCAUACAAUCAAAGGUCUUCGCUUUCAUCUAAAAUGGCAUUGUCCACUGACGUACGUUCGUAGCAUUCAGGGUCUUACCCACUUCAAAAAAAGAAGGCAUAGCUGCGAUUCAAAUUCUUGGAGAUCGCGAGAGUCAGAUUAAUCGGUAGCCGCGUAACGCAUUUUUGUCAGAAUCACUGUACGCAUUACACAUACGUGAUUCUACAUAAAAUUGAUUGCAAAAUCUAACGGCACGGGGCCGAGUCGAAUAGAAUUUGCGGCUGCCAUACGUCGUUGCCGAUCAGACCAUGUUAACUUGGAGAAAUUUUUCUCUCUCCUUGAUGCAGCAAGAACACUGCGUGGCAAACGAAGGCUAUACACGCUAUUCGACAUUCCAGACAUACCGCGGUUCCCAUAAGACCGAUGGAACAUUUAUAUUUUAUUCCAGUUCAUCGCUUAUCCAUUUUCAUUUUCCAAUGUGUCUUUAAUUUUUUAAUAGAUAUAAAUUUUAUCCUUUUCGGUUAGAUCGUUGCACUUUUUUUGAUUCUUUCUUUAAAAGUAUGCACCAAUCUAACUGAUUGCGAAUAUAGAACAAUCAUAGAUAUAUCGAAAAUUUUCAGCGCGAAAAAAUGAGAUAAUUAUUUCUGGAGUAGAUGGUGAAUUUCCUACACGUAAUACACGCUUUUGUGUUACUUUCGUCGUGCAUUCGUCUAUUGAUAUUAUUGAUACUAGAAUACGAAGCUACCGAAUUACGAAAUUAAGUCACGUGAAAGACCCUGUGCAGUAGCUGAUGGUAUUUGGCACAAUAAUAAUUAGAUAUUCUAUAAAAAGACCGUGUGUAUGGGCAGGUCGGGAAUUGUAAUCCAAAUUAACUUUCGUCCCGAAUUAGAAUAAUUAUCUUCGUUUUAAUCCAUGGGAUGGGUUUGUACUAUAAAUGUCAGGUGUACGGACGGAUAGAAUGAAGUCCUGAGGAAACGGAUACUAAUAUAGAAAAGCUGGUGCCUGUGCACGUGGAAGUGGCGUAAGCAAAAAUAGCCAGCAAACUCGGAACGGCCGCGGAGUUGCGGUAACUGAUCAUAUAUCUGAGGUGGAUUAUGUUGUACGAAUCUGCAGGCGGUCGGAGAGGAAGAGAAAGAAGGAAAAAUUGAGCCGGAGGAGGUAAACCAAUUGUAAGAGAACCGCAUUGGAUUCCACGUGACUCGAUAGCGAAAGGAAGGGCCUCAUUAUUGUAUGUCUAUAUUACCAAUUCUUCGAGUCACGGGACUCACCACGCUUUUACCCGGCUAUCGGGCACGUGCAAGCAAUGUGCUCUCAAAGUAGGCACUUAUGUAUACCUACCCGUCCAAAGAUAGUCGUUUAUUUAUUUAUUUAUUUAUACGCUCCUUGCUUACCGUCGAGCAUUGUGCAAGGCUGAAUAUUGGAUCUACGAUCAACUAAAGCGGCGGUUAAGGUUUCAUCGUGAAAGUAUCUUUUGCUAUACGUACAUACGUACAUAUAUGUAUGUAUACAUACGUAUAAUAUUCCAAGGUUAAUUGUUGGUAAAAGAUUUCAGGAAUUUUUGCAACAUCGUCUUGUUCAAAUGACUUUGGUGUACGUAUCAAACCGGAACGAAGGGAAAUCAGAACGAUAAGAAAAUUUUAAAGUUAUACUGUUUUCAACUAUUUACUCGUGAUAUUGUCGCCCAUUCUCGACAUCACGUAUCAUUCGUGCAUAAUCACGACCGUCGUCGAAUAUCUGUUGAACCGAAUAAGUUAUUUAUUCAUUUUUUUUCGUACGGAUUUUUAUAAUAUUCAAAAUAGAGUCGUCGCAGAUCGUUUAAAUCGAGCGAAUUCGCGUGGUGACUUUUAUUUUUUAAAUAUCAGUGAAGAAUUAAUUCUUUGAUCUUUGUCUCGGUAGAGUUGUCGAUUUUAGAUCAAAGUUAAAAUUGCUUAUUUCUGUAGGGAAUUUGGAAUUUUUUUUUUUUUUUUUGGUUUUCUACAAGCUAAAACCAGGUCAUUUUAUCUACACGCAAGAGAAAUUUUGUUUCAUUUUUUUGUAUGUUUUCAACUACCAUUAGCCUAAAUUCUUUUACAAUCAGUCUUGAAUUUGGCUGAUUAUUCGGCGCCUUUCAUUGCAGAUAUAAUGCAAUAAUAUUAAUCGAUACUUCUACAGAAUCUGAACAUCAUAAAAAUAUUUUUAAAGUUGCGUGGGACUCGCGAUGCAGAUGCGAAAACCUAGAUAUUAGCGUCUGGAGUCUAGACGGAUAUCUUUGGCUGAAUAAAUUUAAUGCCGUCCAUGGGCUCCUCUUAUAUUAUUCCUGCGAAUUUAUGCACGCCUACCGGUUAUAAGUCGUAUGCGUGACAUUUUUUUUUUACCUCUUCUUUUUUUCUCAUUGGUAGACUUUUCUUGCGUGUGUAAUAAUUAUUUUCUACCGUACAUAUACUCACUGAACGAAAUAGCACGUGCGGGGAUUGCGGAGAAGCUCGUUGUACGAGUAGUAAAAAAAAGAAAAAGAAAAAAGCAAGACUCUAUCGCCAAAAGCCAGGUAAGAAAUCGGGUCAAGGUGUUGAACCUUGGAAAAUAUGGUAUACGCGUAUCGCUAUACCUUAUACACUAUAAAUGACAAGCUUUCAAACUUGCACACGUGUGGGACACGUGUUACAUACGCGCGAACAAUUCGAAAAACAAAUGACUAAUUUAAAAUCAACAUGGGAAAAAUUUCUUCACGCCGAUGAUAGAGGUUCGGAAAUUUUUCGGACCGAAAAUUAUGUCAGCAAUUUCCGUCUAAAAGUUUUUAUUAACUUCACGCGUUAACGACUUCUUAUUUUAUCGGAAAAAAACCACCAAAAUUCCGUAUGAAUUUUUGAAAUAAAAAUCAAACCGAUGUAUACUUUUACUUCAAUUUAUGUUAUUGCCCAGUAAGUUCUAAAUCAAUGAAUAUUACGUGUCAGUUAUAUAGUAGGUACGAGCACACGCGUGUUCCACGAAUCGGCGCGUGCAUCAAUGAGACAAUUAACAAUUAUUCCGGAGGCUACAGAUCCGCAGCAAUUGUAUUUGGUAUUCGCUGUGUGUGGUGCGUGGAAAACCCCUUCAUCUCAAUGUUCCGCUAUCCCUGUGAUAUCAGAUUGCGCAGCUAGCAGCUGGAACGUGACAUUAUAAGUUUGAAAUGAGGGGAAGAACAAAAGAUUUUUCAGCGUUUAAAUGGGCGUGGGUCUGUUAUCUUCUCAACUGCGUAAAUUAAGCAAUAAAAAUAGAUGAUACCUAUUCAUUAUUUAUAACUGCAUAAUUUAAACCUAAUUCGCAGUGGCCUGGAAAUAAAAUAAUACAGCCAUGUACGUGCGAGACGUAUCUCCACCGUUGUACGGAUCGAAAGGACGAAUUCAUUUAAACAUCGUAACGAACAUCUAAAAAACAAAGGAGAGGAACGCGAUAAAGAAAAACGUAAGAGGGGCAUCGGAUCCCUCUAGAUCGUUCUAUGCGACGAAUGCUGAUUGAAUAAUUUAUCUCGGUUUACGGAUCGUGUCCCGUCCUCCCAAUAAGACUAAAAUUAGGAAAACGAAGCGUUUCGGCGUCCGUUGUGUUCCUCGGACACCAAAAGGGUGGAAAUCCUAGCGGGUCUUGCAACGAUUUUGUUAUUUUUAACCCAGGGGAUCGUUUUCAAUAAGUCUCGUUAUUCAAGCUCCAUUAUAGCGCUUUAGGGCUACGAAGUCGUUAUACGGAUCGCACCGCGCUUACGAAUCGGUGGUCCUCGCGGGUUCCCGCGGUAGUAAACUACCGCAGCGGCUAUUAAUAAAUUUGGAACACGAAAAUAACUCUCGAAAUAUUUUCUCGCUUGACCCAAAGAGAAAAUGGGCACCUGAGUAAGUACGUCGAAUGAAAAAUUUUCAAACAGUGUUGGUAACUGGUGGCGGUGUGUAAGUGAGACGUCGAUUGGCUACUAUUUUCGACGUGCUGCAGCCGUGUGGCGUCGCGGAUUGUCGCCUCCCGUUCGCACCGAUGGUCGUCGUUGCAUAUUAUGAACUCAUUGUCAGCUGAAGUGCCGCCAAUCUCCGUUCCGCUGACUCGUACAUAAUUCAUAUUUAUAUAUGUAUACCAGUCUAUCUACAACCGCUCGCCUACUACGUCAUUUUAAUCGGCCAACAACGUGCCUCGCGUGACUUAUUUCUCUGAUAAUAUAUACGGGUUACAACUGUUUUCUCGUUGUUAUUGUUUAUUCAUUUAUUUAUUCUUCACAGAACAGUCGAAGAGUUUUUUUUUUUAAAAUGGCGCCCAGCGGAACGACGCUCCUCGAGAGUGGGACCGGAGCUUUUCUGUACUCGUGCAACAAAAUCCCACAUGACUACGGGGAAUGACUUUCUGCAUGCGUACAUACCUAUAUGUAUAUCCUAAUAAAUUGAUCUUGUUUUUUCCGAACGACUUUGAAAGAUUAUUUUUCAACUCAAAGGGAGUGAAAGCGUCGAUUACAAUGAAUCAUGAUUGCGCAAGUUGCGCUGUCGCGGUAACCGAAGGCCGAACAUAACGCGCGUCGGAAUACCCGCCGAUCGUGCAACCGGCUAAACAUUUUUAUUAUUGUUAUUAUUGUUGUUUUCUCUCUUGCUUUUCGAAUUCAUUUCUUUCGAUAUUCGAAUCCGCUUCAAUUCACCAAUUUCAAUAAAAUUUAUCAUCGAGAACGCAAGUAUAGAUGCUCGAGCGAUCGACUGUGUAUUAUAUUUCCGGUGAAACGCGCCAAGGUGAAUCUUUCAUUCAUGCGGUCGCAGUCGCGGCGGGAAAUCGCAUGAAUUAUUUAGUAUUUUUGCAGUGAUUGAGGUUUUUGUCUACUUGGAAGAAAAAAAAGAAAAAAAAGAGAAAAAUAAAUUCCAGCCACCGGAACGAACGGGGUCUCCUCGCGACUACCCCCCCCCCAGGAAACACCUAUUCGAACGUCGGAAAAAAAACGAGGAAAAAAACUCUUCGCCGAUGUAAAAUCUACAAUAUUAUCGAUUCGCGUGCGUCGUAUAUACAUGUACAUAACGUAUACGAUGUGUUUGUGAAAAAGAGGCACGUCGGUAUCUAUACGUGACUCCCUUAUGUUUUCGAAAGAGUCGAUACUCCUCUUGAUGUUCGAUAAACUCAGGGAUUCGUGGAUUUAUGAUUGUGCGCGAACUUAGUGAUUAUCCAUAAUCUAUAAUACGUGGUAGAAACGCUAGAUACGGGGGAUUCAUUGCGCAGGUUCGCGUUCGUUAUGAUUAUGCGUCUACAGUGUUCGAAGGCUGUAAUACGAAAGCUUUAAGCGGUCUUAUGUAAUUCUCAUAAAAGCACCUGUUCCCUCGCAUGUUCCAUUCGUAUGAAGUACUUUAAAAUAAUCUCCCGUCCCAUUCAACAGGUAGCGGCCGCACGAAGGCCGAUGUACCGCUAAUGCAUGCGAUUACAAGAUAUCGAAUCUCCUUAACGAUUGUCGAAUGAAUUAUCACCGGGACAAAUACACGCAUGCCCGCAUUCCCUAGCUCCGGUCAUAACUCUCGGUUUCCAUAUCGCAGACCCCGACUAGGAUCGAUGAAAUUUCGAAGGCGAUGCCACCCCGCUGCGCUCGAGCACCUGCGGACAUCUCCAAGUUUUUUGGGGAACGGAGAAAAAAGCUGCCCCGAACGUUUCACGCUUCGAACGGGACACCCGGUGGGAAAUGCAGGUGUAACGCAGGUUCAUAACGGAGCACACCCAAGCGGUAUAGUUUUACAUCGACACCCACUUAUUUUCAGAGAGCAAAGACAGAGAGGAGCGUUGCCGCUGCUGCCGCCGCUUGUGGUGCUUGAAACGGGCCGUAACGCAACGAGAGUGAGCGCGUGACGGGACACGUGACCGAGGGCACACGGUGCUCGCGUGACAGGCCCCGUGACGUCACGCGCACGUGUCACAUAGCGUGGCGACGCUCCUCGUCGUUUCAUUUGCCCUCCUCCUCUUUCCGCGACGCCUCCGGGAGCAGCUAGCCGACUACCUAAACGGUUUCCAGUACCGUACCUCUUCGACGCUCACGCUAUCUCCGAAAGUCGAAGAAAUUUUCGUACGCCCCGCCUCUCCGCGUUACGGCGUCGGAAGACGGUGAGAUAAAUUUCGUACGCGAUUCGAACGACGACUCCCUUCGCUAUUCGGGCGUUUGAAAAAUUUUUUUUUUGCCCGAAGAGUCGGGAUCGGGUGCGUUUUUCACGAUUACAUUUGUCGUCUUUCGAUUGCACAUUACGGAAAUUGAGAAUCGCUUCGAGCCCCUUUUUCUCGAUAUUUCGACGCUUCCCACGGAGAUGUGAUAUUAUUCGAUCCGCGAAUACGCUGCCGAAGAUCGAAUGAAAAUUCGUAGAGCUUUUAACGCUGCGAGAAAACCUGCGGAACCUGAAAUUCACGUGCCUGAAAAUGUCGAAUAAAUGAAUACCGAAAGCCAUCUUUUUCACCUACGCGAAGAUCUUAAACUUAUUCUUACACUUUUUAUUCCUCAAAACUUUCUCCCGGUUAAUAGUUCUUAUUAUCCUUUUCGUAUACGUUACAAUGCAAUAUUACUGACGUGGCGCAACAUAUAACUUCGCCCGCGUGGUGGUCACAAUAUCACGGAUGUAACGGGAUGUCGUAAACUCGUUUAGAUCCUACGAGUAUAAGGUGCCUACGAGUAUAUCCGUGCACAGGUGCAAUUGUAACGAGUUAUUUCUGAGCGCGUAAAAGAAAAAAAAAAAAAAAAAUGCAAAAAACAAAAAUCACCGAAACUACGAGCUGAAAAAUUUCUACAAUUGUACCUCCGCUACGAUAAGUUGUCGUAAAAAUUUUUUGUCAAAUGUUGCACAUCGCUGAAUCAUAUGUCAACCGAGUAAAGAAUAGAAUAGAUUUGGUACGGAGCAGCGACUGCACAAAAAAUUGAACAGAACCGAUCCACGUCGUAGGUAAUCGGGUUGACAGUUUCAGGCACAUCUCGUUUAAACUUAGAAACGGAUGGGAGGAAUUUCAUUGUAGUAUAAUUUUGCAAGUUGGAUAUGUACCAGGUACACCUGGACGGGCACCGACAAUGAGUGGGAAAGUGGCGAACGACGACCCUACGUUAAUUCUGAAAAUAGACCGUUUCUCGCACGAAGGAUAAACAGGUUCGGGUCGUAGUCCGGUUCAGGUUUACAGAAGCGAUCUCCGCUGAUUGAAAUUAAAUGAAUAAACAGAUGAAAAAUUGGGGAGACCUCGUGGCUCCGGAGGAUCUAGAGGCGCACCUGUCUCUCACAGUCAGUCGCUGCUCCCACCAGAUCACUGCAUGCCAAGCCCCGGCUCCGAACUCCCGUCGUCCCGUCAUGAGAAUCCAACUACGAAGCGCCCGCGCGUAUACCGUACCCUGCUUGCCAGCCAUCGACACGCGUGGUGCGCACCGUGCUCUUUAAAUUACCAUUUAAAAAUCACGAACGACGACAAAAAAAAAAAAAAAAAAAAAGGUUCAGAAUUCGCCGGCAAACAAGUGCCAAAAAAGUGCGACAUUCAGACCAAGAAAGAGAGCCAAGAAAAUCCCAGCCGCAGCCCGCACACCCUUAAAUUUGGAAGAAAAGAUACAUACAAAUAAAACAUCCCUUACCAAGUGGAAGCGAAAGACACCAUUUCUCGCAGUGCGAACUUUUUGAACUUGAUCUGAAAUAAAGUACGAAAUUAUUUGUUCCCCACCUCUUUUAUUUUCUUUCUUCAUUCAAUUCCCUUUUUUCCACAUAUAGAGAAAGGAAAAAGAAAUCAAUUCAGAUAUCGCAGGUGAUUUGGAAUCCGAUCAAGUUUCACCGGCUCCUAAGAAAAUCUUGCUCUUCAAGUGUUCGUGUAACUGUGGAAUUUUCAUUUCAUCGGGUUUUUCCGACUUUCUCGAUCAGCUGAGAUUGUUUUUGGUGAAAAAAUUUUCAACAGACACAUGCGCACAUAGGUCGAUAAAUUAUCAAUUAAUUACAGGGAAUACAAAAAAUUGA
Messenger RNA from Athalia rosae (coleseed sawfly), 12821 nucleotides. RefSeq names its product calcium homeostasis endoplasmic reticulum protein (gene scaf6). The transcript is spliced from 8 exons. Gene Ontology annotation, molecular function: RNA binding. Gene Ontology annotation, biological process: RNA processing; intracellular calcium ion homeostasis. Gene Ontology annotation, cellular component: perinuclear region of cytoplasm. The coding region runs from base 425 to 2761 and encodes 778 amino acids. NCBI's taxonomy places the organism in Eukaryota, Metazoa, Arthropoda, Insecta, Hymenoptera, Athaliidae. The record is from RefSeq and is a predicted model, not a curated record.